AUGGAGCGAGACGGCGAACGCGGCUACUACGAGAGCGAGGAGAGCGACGGCCAGUACGAGCGCCGCAGGAAGGACAGAUUGAGCCAUGAGCAGCGCCGGAGCGAGGGCAAGGAGCCCUUCCCGGAGCUCAACCUGUCACCCCCGGGGACCCAGGAUACUCAGAGGACCCAGGAUACUCAAGAAACACGGGUAGAGACACUCGAGAUGGACACGCUGACGCCGGCAUCCCUGGCGUCUCCAGGCUCUCCAUGCUCGCCAGCGUCUCUGGCAUCCCCAGGCUUCCCAUCCCGGUCGAGCUCGCCGCUGUCUGUGGCCUCGGGCGAGCUGGGCAUCGUCGCCUCGCGCCGUCUCACCACCGAGAGCGUCCUGACGACGGCGAGCCUGCAGCCCAGCGGCCCCUUUGCCGGCCUGCAGCGCUUCUGGUGGGCUCAUGUGUCUGUCCGCGUCCCCCGGAAGCAGAACCGCGACCACUUCGCCCUCGAGAGAACGUUCCUGGCGUACAUGCGGACGUCGCUGACGUUUGCCAUGGUCGGGGUGCUCAUCGCGCAGCUCUUCUCGCUCAACCACGCCGUCGUGCACAACGCCCAGUUCGGCUUCCACCGCGUCGGCAAGCCGCUCGCCUGCGUCUGCCACGUCCUCGCCAUCCUCGUCGCCGUCGCGGGGGCCUACCGCUUCUGGCGCCAGCAGCACGCCCUCGCCCGGGGCAAGGUCUACGCCGGCGGCCGCGAGCUCAACUUCAUCGCCCUCGUCUCUGCCGCCAUCGUCGCCGUCAUCUUCGGCCUCGUCAUCGCCAUCAGCGCCCGGCGCGACAGCGAGGCCGUCCUCUAG
This is a messenger RNA of Nannizzia gypsea CBS 118893, 828 nucleotides long. RefSeq lists its product as hypothetical. The transcript is spliced from 2 exons. Lineage: Eukaryota; Fungi; Ascomycota; Eurotiomycetes; Onygenales; Arthrodermataceae. Bases 1 to 828 code for a protein of 275 amino acids. The record is from RefSeq and is a predicted model, not a curated record.